AGGCAUGACAGAUGCUUUGAAAGUGAUCGGGAGGUUACUGGUUCAACCGCCAACUGAGACAAGAAUGAGAGCAUUAGCAGCAACUCAAGAUCUGUUUACUCUGCAGGAAGAGCAUCAGACGGAUGAUCUACUCAGCAUGCAGGAAAGAUGGUUUACCAACCUGUCACCCAAACCCCUGGACCUUCUCCUUUCGCUCUGCAAGCAACCCUUCAUGGAGAUCCGUUGCAACGCCCUUCUGAUCUUACGAGCCCUGGUGAACCAACCUUGGGCAGGGCGGAUGCUCAACCAGGAGGCAGGGUUCCUGGAGUAUCUCCUGGACAGGACCACGGAACCUGACAAGGAGGGCAAGGAGACCAAGUACUCCGUGGUGAAGGCCCUGGCGGAAGCCCCGUCAACGGGAGACAUCUUUGGAAGACCUGCUCUGUUGAGAUUGAAGGAGUAUGUCAGGGAUGGUCCAUUCUAUGUUAGGGUACAGUCUGAAGUAGCCAUGGAGAGUGGAUCAUGAGGAUACUCAAGCUCCCAGGACAAACACUUUUCAGUGCUAUUGAUCUAUCAGUACAUGCAUGGUCAUUGUAUGUUUGUGUGAGUACAGGACCUUCACAUGCUCCUAUCUGUCCGACCUUUCAGCCCAGAAUCAUCAUGUUUUGGAUAAAAUUAUGAAAUACUGUCCAUCAGAAUGAUAUGUGAUGACAGGGCAUGAUAAGGUUGUUUCUGUGAAUUAGAGGACCAUGAACUCCUUUCCAUCAAACCUGAGGUUGGAAUCAUCACUUGAGGAUCAAAUCAUGAAAUACUAUCAGAUUAAUCUCUUAUGUCAGUCCAUGCAUGAUAAGGAUACCUUUAUGUGAAUAGAGAUCCAUUUCAUGUAACUUCUUUUCAUCUUUGAACGAUUCGGGCAAGAUUUGCCAUCUGCUUUAUGAGGGAAGUGAAGCAGCCAUUAUGUAAAAAAAAGAUUUGACAUGAACAAAUCAGCAAUUGUUUCCAAAUUCAUUGCACUGCUUAAUUAUUUUGGGACAAAAGUCAUGUAGGUCCUGUCAUACAAAGAGCUGUGAUUGAUCCGAUCAACCUCAACUACACAGAAAUCCAUCAAUGUCAUAAUUUUUUCCCACAUGAAAUUCUCACUACCGGUAUGUCUUUUUUGUAAACAAAGAGGAGCACACUGAAUUGUUCAGUCAAUGGUGAUUGUAUGAAUUACAUUUUAUUUAGGAAACAUCUGGAACAAACAUGCAUUUUAGAUGUUGGCAUUGCUGGCUUUCCAUAGUUGUGGUUGAUCGGAUCAAUCACAACUCUUUUUGAAAACGGGGCCCAGGACUGACAGUUCAGACUCCUCUCGGAACUCACUGCUCAUCAUCCUUUAUCCAUCGAUCCUUCCUCCUCAGGCAUUCAGAUAAGCCCUUUAAAAUCUUCUUGAAUCCUAUGACUCAUAACCUAUCUUGCUAAUCCAGUUAAUGUGAUGCAGUUGUUGAUCUAUGUGCACCUCUUGUGCAGAUUGCAAAGUAGCAUUGUUUCCAGCUCCAGUUAGCAUCCACUUUGUUUAUCAGUGUGGCCCAACUUUGGAUCCUAGGAUCCAUGCAUUACCUUAGCAAAUGCACAAUGCAGUCUACUGUCACUUUUGUAAUUGCUUUGCAAUCCAAAGUCCAGCCUUUUGGUAUUCAUUUUGCUUGAAAGUCUGCCAACUGCACGUCCAUCUUCUUAAUGCCAUCCAAUCUUGGAUUCCCUAUCUGAUGGGAAUAUUAUUUAAUUUACUAAGAAAGUAAAGCCUUAAUUUUACCCCUUCAACUGCUUCACUCCUCAAAGCCCAACUAUUAGGCUAUCCUUUCACCUGAAUCACUGCCAACUACACGUCCAUCUUCCUAAAAGCUAUUGGGCAAUUCCAUAAAAUAUGUACGUCCGACCCCUCUAUGUGGGACCUUCAUGAAAUUUUCUAUCUCAGAUUUCUUGUUCUUUUGACAGCCUGUAAUGCUCUCAAAUGACCAUGACUUGGUCAGUUCAUGAAGUGAAGUAAGACUUGAGAAAAAUGGGGGUCGGACAUACAAAAAGGUUGAUCAUCUUAUGGAAUUGCCCUAUUCCAUCUUAUUAUUUCCCAUCUGGGGGGAUUGUCCUUCAACUUAAAUAGUCUCACUUUUAAGUCCAGCCAUUAAGGAUUUCUUUUGCUCAAAAAUCUGCCAACUGCACAAACACUUUCUUACAGCUUUAAAUCUUUGGUUCCCCAUUUGUGAACACUGAACAAUAUUUUUCCCAAGAUGUAGAACUUCCCCUUUUGGUGUAACUUCCAUGGUUCUCAUGCUACGCAGCCAAUCAGGAUCAAUUAUUUUAAAGCAAGUUAACGUUAGAAGUUAAAAGUUUAUGCAGCGAGCGUCGGGUUACUGUUACGUAGAACUUAGAAGUAAAGUAACUGUCAUUUU
Lytechinus pictus (painted urchin) is the source of this 2402-nucleotide messenger RNA. Its product is annotated as 26S proteasome non-ATPase regulatory subunit 5-like. The record is from RefSeq and is a predicted model, not a curated record. Lineage: Eukaryota; Metazoa; Echinodermata; Echinoidea; Temnopleuroida; Toxopneustidae. Gene Ontology annotation, biological process: proteasome assembly. The coding region runs from base 5 to 505 and encodes 166 amino acids. The transcript is spliced from 2 exons. Gene Ontology annotation, cellular component: cytosol.